Messenger RNA from Cololabis saira (Pacific saury), 2131 nucleotides. RefSeq names its product p21 protein (Cdc42/Rac)-activated kinase 1 (gene pak1). Gene Ontology annotation, cellular component: cytoplasm. Bases 215 to 1918 code for a protein of 567 amino acids. The transcript has 16 exons. Lineage: Eukaryota; Metazoa; Chordata; Actinopteri; Beloniformes; Belonidae. Gene Ontology annotation, molecular function: protein serine/threonine kinase activity; ATP binding. Gene Ontology annotation, biological process: regulation of MAPK cascade; regulation of axonogenesis; protein phosphorylation. The record is from RefSeq and is a predicted model, not a curated record.
UGUUAAACCCGGAGAGCGCAGCGGCUCUGAGCCCACAGCGGAGCACACUUCCCUCAAUACAUGACACGCCGCGUCCCGCUGCAGGAAAACCACCCCGGGGAAUUUACAUCUUGCUGCCGGACAAGUGGCUGCAGGUCCAGUCCGUCUGCUUUGCUGGAGAGGAGCGACCCAGACACGGCACUACCAGGAACAGCCUCCUGCAGCCUGACUGAAGAUGUCUGAUAAUGGGGAGGUCGAGGACAAGCCUCCAGCUCCGCCCAUGAGAAACACCAGCACCAUGAUCGGCUCCUGCAACAAGGACCCGGCCCCCCUGAACCACGGCUCCAAGCCGCUCCCGCCCAACCCCGAGGACAAGAAGAAGAAGGACCGCUCCAUUCGCUUCAUCCUGACCGGAGGAGGGGAUAAGACCUACAAGAAGAAGGAGCGUCCAGAGAUUUCUCUGCCGUCUGACUUCGAGCACACCAUCCACGUCGGCUUUGAUGCCGUGACCGGGGAGUUUACUGGCAUGCCGGAGCAGUGGGCUCGGCUCCUGCAGACCUCCAACAUCACCAAGCUGGAGCAGAAGAAGAACCCGCAGGCCGUUCUCGACGUUCUAAAGUUCUACGACUCAAAAGAAACGACCAACAGCCAGAAAUACAUGAGCUUUACAGAUAAAAAUGCAGAUGUCUACAGCUCCUCCACCACAACGAGCACCAAGGCUGUUUUGGAGACGCCCGCCAUAGCAACCGUAUCCGAGGAUGAAGAUGAAGACGAGGCUGAGCCCCCACCGGUGAUCGCCCCCCGCCCAGAACACACCAAAUCAAUAUACACUCGGUCAGUGAUCGAACCCCUCCCUCCUCCUCCGACCAAAGAUGCAGCCACCUCCCCCAUCUCCCCGCCGACAGCCUCCGCCGCCGCCUCGGCCUCCACCCCCGCCGCCCCCGCCCCCCCUGCGGAGGCGGCUCCCAGCAGCCCCCCCAGUGCCAGCCCCGCCCCUGGUCCCUCUCUGCCCCAGCCACAAGACAAAACCCGGAAGAAGAAGAUGUCGGAUGAGGAGAUCCUGGAGAAGCUGCGGACGAUUGUUAGCGUGGGAGACCCCAAGAAGAAAUACACGCGCUUUGAGAAGAUCGGACAAGGGGCCUCUGGUACGGUGUACACAGCUAUUGACAUCGCCACAGGACAGGAGGUUGCCAUCAAACAGAUGAACCUGCAGCAGCAGCCGAAGAAAGAGCUCAUCAUCAACGAGAUUCUGGUGAUGAGGGAAAACAAGAACCCCAACAUCGUCAACUACCUGGACAGUUACCUGGUGGGCGACGAGCUCUGGGUGGUGAUGGAGUACCUGGCUGGAGGUUCGCUGACUGAUGUUGUGACAGAAACCUGCAUGGAUGAAGCUCAGAUCGCUGCCGUGUGCAGAGAGUGUCUUCAGGCGUUGGAGUUCCUCCACUCGAACCAGGUCAUCCAUCGAGACAUCAAGAGCGACAACAUCCUGCUGGGAAUGGACGGCUCCGUCAAGCUCACCGACUUCGGGUUCUGCGCUCAGAUCACUCCGGAGCAGAGCAAACGCAGCACCAUGGUGGGGACUCCGUACUGGAUGGCCCCGGAGGUGGUGACCCGCAAAGCCUACGGCCCCAAAGUGGACAUCUGGUCUCUGGGCAUCAUGGCCAUCGAGAUGGUGGAGGGGGAGCCGCCGUACCUCAAUGAGAAUCCGCUCAGGGCGCUGUAUCUCAUUGCAACCAACGGGACGCCAGAGCUGCAGAACCCGGAGAAGCUUUCGACGACAUUCAGAGACUUCCUGAACCGAUGUCUGGAGAUGGAUGUGGAGAAGAGAGGAUCUGCUAAAGACCUGCUGCAGCACCAGUUCCUGAAGAUGGCGAAGCCUCUGUCCAGCCUGACUCCUCUCAUCCUGGCAGCCAAGGAGGCCACCAAGAACAACCGCUAGCGCGCUUUGCACUCGUCGUCUCUCUGUCCCCGCGUGUGUCGUCCCCCCCGGGUCGGUGGUGACGGCUGCUGGCGGGGGUCACAAGCCCUCCGGAGGCCUUCAGUCAUCCUCUCCCCUCCUCCUCUCCGUGUAACUCUCCCCGCGACUGUCCCUUCCCCCCCCCCACCCCCGGCUCUGCCGCGGCACCUCCAACACCUGCUCACAUCACAGGAA